GGCCGCGGCUAGGUAGCGUCCGGGAGUGACGUCAUGCGUGAUGACGCGCGUGCGCACGGAGACGUGAAGACGCAGGCGGGCCGUGGAGAGUUCAACUCCUUGAAGUCCUAACACCUGACCAAACUUCCCAUCACUGGGCUGUUUUCCUAUCGAACCAUGCAGCGGCGAUCAAGAGGAGUUGGUAUUGGGCUCCUUCUGCUCCUCUCUCAAAUCUUCCGUGUUGGGAUCGACAAUAUUCCGCCUGUCACCCUCGGGACCUUGGCUGUCAACGUCUGGUUCUUCUUGAAUCCCGCAAAGUCACUGUAUGACUCCUGCCUUAGCGUGGAGAAGUGUUACCAGCAGAAAGACUGGCGGCGUUUGUUGCUUUCGCCCCUUCACCACGCUGACGAUUGGCAUUUGUAUUUUAAUAUGGCAUCCAUGUUGUGGAAAGGGAUCAGGCUGGAGAGAAGACUGGGCAGCCGAUGGUUCGCCUAUGUCCUCAGUACCUUCGCCCUGCUCACUGGGGUGGUGUAUUUGCUCUUGCAGUUGGCUUGUGCUGAGUUUAUGGAUGAGCCUGGCUUCAUGAGGAACUGUGCUGUGGGUUUCUCAGGAGUUUUGUUUGCCUUGAAAGUUCUUAACAACCAUUAUUGCCCCGGAGGCUUUGUCAACGUUUUGGGCUUUCCUGUACCUAACAAAUUUGCUUGUUGGGCAGAACUUUUGGCCAUUCAUUUCUUCACGCCAGGGACAUCCUUCGCGGGGCAUCUGGCCGGGAUCCUUGUUGGACUGAUGUACACUCUGGGGCCUCUGAGGAAGAUCAUGGAGACAUGUGCAGGUAUUUUUUCUUCUAAUACUGGCUACCCAAGACAGCAGUACUACUUUAACAGUUCAGGCCACUCUGGAUAUUGGGAUCAUCAUCCAUAUGGCAGCCCAAGGUACAGAGAGCAAGCGCCCAGAAACUAUGAUGUAUACACAGCUGGCCUGAGUGAAGAAGAGCAGCUAGAGGAAGCGCUGCGAGCCAGCCUCAGGGACCGAGGAAACACCAGAAAUAACCCACCACCCUACGGGUUUCAUCUCUCACCAGAAGACAUGAGGAGACAGCGGCUUUACAGAUUCGACAACCAGUGAGGCAGCUUUUUGGGAAGACAUCAUCCAGCUGUGUCCUGGUGGCCCACAUGCUCACUCCCCGAGCCUCUAAUAGCUUUAACAAAAUCAGAGUACAGUUGUCAUCCUGUAUUGCUCACGUCUGCCAUGGGCCCUCCCCGUGUGGCCCCUGUGAAUGAAUCCAGCCUGACAUAUCAGGUAGAGUAGCAGGAAGCCAGGCAUGUUGAAAGCAGCUCACAGCCCUCUGGGAGGGACCACCCUCCUCGCCUUGUCCUCUGUCCCAAGCAGAAAUUCACCUCCUCCAUGAGGAGCUCCCACACUCCUUCCACCCUCCUUCACCUGCCUGCUACUCAGGGUGCAUUUACCUUGUCUUGAUUUUGAAGCCCUGGGUUUUCACCAGGAGGUUUUGUUUUCACCAGUUUGGAAGAUUAGACCCUCAUCCAGCCCGGAGCCCUGCAUGCUGGACUUGGCAGGAGGUGAGGCCCUGUGCCCUCGUCCUCCUGGCAUGUUGCCAUGGUGAUUGUCCAGGAAGGCACCGUGGCUGCUCUCCCAGGCACUGUUCUGUCCUCCUUCACCCCGGCUCCUCAUUGCAGGGCCUUUGCUUUGUUCUCACAUGGCUUUGCCUACAGAGUGCGUCACUGUAGGAGUAUGAGAGACCCGGGGGGGGGGGGAGGCCCAUGUACUCUGUUAGGUGGCAGGUGGCACCAGCAGGAGCCUCCCCUCAGAGGCAGCAAGAGUACCUGGGUGGCGCGUGUCACUUGAUCAGCCAGGCAGCAGCAGGCGCCACAUCAGAGGGGAGCAGCGACUUUUAGUGGACCAGUCUGACUAGAAGUAUUUUUUCCUCAUAAAAGUGCCUUUUAACUGGCCGCUGCAGCAGCUGUUUGUCCUGCACAAGUGUCCAAAACAUGCCCCAGGGCUCUACAGUGUUAUAGUACACAGACUGCCGAGUCAGCGGAGGCAUUUCCUGGUGCUUCAUGAAUAAGAGGCCACAGCCAAAGCGCCACUCGGUUCUCACUGUGGUGGAGCUACUGCUUUUUAAAGAGCCAGAGAAGCAGAAAAUGAUUCAUCCAUGUCUUCCUCUUGCGUCAUCUGUCACUUACCUAGAGCUUUGUGAUUGUGUAAGCAGAGCACUUCAGGAAAAUACCCCAAAGGUAACGGAGGUUAUCUUUGGCAAGGGAGUAUGUGGGACUUGUAUGUUCUCGUUUUUACAAUUUUAUAUGCUAUUUUUUAAAAAUGUGUAUAUGAAUAUAUUAUAUUUGAAGUCAGGAAAACAGAUGUAAAAAGUAUUGUAUAUCGAAAAAAUCACAAUAUAAACAAAAAUAUGAAUAUAUAUAAGAUUUUUAAAUUACCUGUAUUCCUUCCAUUUAGAGGUAUCCAGGUGCAAAAAUUUGCCUUCUCAAUUUUUCUUUCAUGCUUUUGACAAAUUUGAAGUGUAAUGAGUGUACUGCUACAUCUCUGGUUCCUAAUCUGUAUUUACCUGGGUAAAGCUUUGGCACUUUCUUAUCAAUGAGCUAAGAAGCCCAGUAGAGCUGGAGAUGCCUUGACCUCCAGGCCGCCACCGCAUUCCUGAGCUCUCAGCUUCAUUUAUAAUUGAUGCAAAGCUGAGCUGUUGAUAAUGUGAAUUGUACUCAUGAGUCUGCUAACUUUAAAUGUACUUAAAUUUAAAUGUUCGAGCCCAAAUCCCUCCUUUCUCCCAACUAUAAAUUUGACCUCCAUCUCCUAUUCCGAAGUGACCACUUUCUUACAUGCCAUCUUCUCACAGAACAUGGAUAUUCUGAUAUAAUUACCAUUAUUGUUGUCAUUAUCAUUAAUGGCUAACUACACCAAGAUGUGCCUUCCACAGGGGAGGCUGGGUUAUAAGUGAUAACUGAAACCAUUUAUCUUCUCGUUCUCCUGUCUCCCCUCUUUACCACCUAAAGACUUGUGGUCGGACUCAUUAUCAGUUUUCCACCAGAGUGUUUUUUGGUUGCAUUGAAAGUCAAAUCAUGUAUAUACGGAAGUUUUCAUUUGUGUGAGUCCAGUAGUAGGACCUCCUUAUUCUGUGCAAGCAGACACGAAGCCAGUGGAGUCCAGUUUUGGAUACUAAAGCUGUAAUGCAUGCAUGCCUUACUCGUGAAGUGGAAUAUCACCACACACUGGAGAUUGAAAAGGUCGUUUCAGUUAUAAAUAUAAACCAGUUAUUUUUACACAAUAAUAAAGAUGUUC
Messenger RNA from Octodon degus (degu), 3285 nucleotides. RefSeq names its product rhomboid domain containing 1 (gene Rhbdd1). The record is from RefSeq and is a predicted model, not a curated record. Lineage: Eukaryota; Metazoa; Chordata; Mammalia; Rodentia; Octodontidae. Gene Ontology annotation, molecular function: serine-type endopeptidase activity. The transcript is spliced from 7 exons. Gene Ontology annotation, cellular component: membrane. Bases 157 to 1104 code for a protein of 315 amino acids.